GUUCGAGGCGUCGUUCAAGGGUGUGUCGGAGCGCAAUAAAUAAGAUUUUCGCAUGUGUAGGUCAUCAGCAGCCAAAAAUACCAAUUUAAAUACUUAAAGUUGAACUUUGGUCAAAUGUCAAAGCUUCUUUUAUUAACGCACCCACGCCAGAUCAUUCUUCCUUGCGAUGAAGCUGCAACUCGUUCUGUCAUUUGUUAUUUGUCUCGAAGCAGAUUACCAUUCCAUGUUGAUUAUAUUUUAAACGCUGAUUCGUGUUCUCCUGAUCACUUGCUCCCUGUUACUAUACUUAAUGGUUCUAUAGUGACUGGUUACACUUCUUUAUGUCUGCGGUUGAGUAUUUUGAAGGCCAAUAAGGAUAUUAACGUUAAUGGUUCUAAACUUACUUCACGUAGUUUGCGACAUUCUUACUUAUUUUGGAUUUCUGAUACAUUACGGAAUGUAAUGCUUUAUUUCACCUGGUUUCAUGAACCUACCUAUUCAAAUUUUACUUACGAACGUCUUAAAUCUUCUACACCGCGUUUGCUAACUAGAUUUAUUUCUAACCGAAAACGACAACAACAUCUUCAUUUUCUGGAAUCUAUUGGUUGGGAUAAAAUGAAUACAAGUGAUAUCAUGAAAGAUAUGGAAGCACUUUGUGUUAGCAUUGUUGAACUUCUUGGUAAUGGCCCAUUUUUAUUUGAACGUAGUACACCUGGGAAGGUUGAUGCCCUUCUGUAUGGACAUUGGACUGUAUUUUGCGAGUUUUCAGAGUAUUUCGUUUCAUUAAAACCUGUUUUGGAUAAAUAUCCAGCUAUCAGCGAUCUUGUCAAGCGUGUUGCUAAAAUAUGUGAUCAACCGCUUAGUUGUAAUUAAAAAUAUUACAAUCUAAUUUUUGACUCAUUAGUGUACAUAAUACCGAUUUAAAGAAACUGUUUAUGUAUCUAGUAUUUUAAAUACAAACAUUCAGAAGAUUCUGUUUUUUAGUUUAUUUUCAGUGCUGUAUGUCCAUUAAAAAAAUAUAAAGCUGUAUGUUAUUUCUGUUAGUGAAUUUAUUAUUGUUAAGUCUUCAGUUUACUUCUUUAUUUGGUAAGUACUGGCAUGCCUAUUAGCCAUGCUGUUGAAAUUGAGAUGUCUUUUGUGAUUAAAUGAUUUGGAAGUUCUGUUUUCCACUAAUUCGAUGUAUAUUGUAAUCAGAGUUUGUUUAUUAAGUAUCAUUACCG
This is a messenger RNA of Schistosoma spindalis, 1199 nucleotides long. NCBI's taxonomy places the organism in Eukaryota, Metazoa, Platyhelminthes, Trematoda, Strigeidida, Schistosomatidae. The record is from the annotation of a GenBank genome assembly.